Rattus norvegicus (Norway rat) is the source of this 1303-nucleotide messenger RNA. RefSeq names its product C-type lectin domain family 4, member A (gene Clec4a). The record is from RefSeq and is a predicted model, not a curated record. Lineage: Eukaryota; Metazoa; Chordata; Mammalia; Rodentia; Muridae. Gene Ontology annotation, cellular component: plasma membrane.
GUUCCUACUUUGUAGACCUUGCAUAUCUUGCUGAGUGCGUUUGAGGGCUACAAUUUUUAUUUUCCUGUAUUAAGAGGUUGCAUCUCCCUUGUGUGACCUGAGUGAACCUGUGUGUGGUUUCUUGUUCUUAUAUGGUUUAUCCUCAUGAGACAUGCCUCUUCUUUCACAUAAAUGUGUGAUAUGACAUCUUAUCACUGUGAUUGGUUCUCGUAUAACACAGAACCUUAGAGAGGGAACAAGGUGCUCUUUUUGACGGAGGAAAUUCUUUUCUUGAUAUGGCUUCAGAAAUCACUUAUGCAGAAGUAAGGAUCAAGAAUGAAUCCAACUCCUCGGUCACCUACUCAGGAUCUCCUGCAGCUCCCAGAGAGAAACCUACCCGUCAUCUGAUUUAUUUUCAGAAGUACUCUCAAUUUCUUGAAGAAAAAAAAGCUAUAAAAGGUAUAACUCACAAAGAAUUGAACUGCAUAAAAAAUGUUUUGCUCAUGGAAGAAAAAAGCUGGAGCUGUUGCCCAAAGAAUUGGAAGCCAUUUGGUUCCCACUGCUACUGGGUUACCAAACAUACUUCAACUUACUCAAAAGCAUCUUGGAACGAGAGUGAGAAGAACUGCUUCAGCAUGGGUGCUCAUCUCCUAGUGAUCCAUAGCAAGGAAGAACAGGACUUCAUCACUGGGUUCCUGAACCGUGAUGCUGCUUAUUUUAUAGGGCUCUGGGAUUCAGGUCAUCGACAAUGGCAAUGGGUUUCUCAGACACCAUACAAUGCGAGUGCCACAUUCUGGCACAAAGGUGAGCCCAGCAGUGACGAUGAAAAGUGUGUUAUAAUAAAUCAUCUUAAUUCUGGAUGGGGCUGGAAUGAUAUCCCUUGCAGUGGUAAACAGCAGUCAGUUUGUCAGAUGAAGGAAAUACAGUUAUGAAUCAUACGUUCUCCAUGGGUAUGUGAUUUCAUUGUUGUUCACUAUUACAUGGACACCUGGGAAAUUAUACUAAUGGAAGAGAUGGCCACAGAAUUGAAGUGGGAAGCAAAUGGUUAUGCAUAUGAGAAUGCUGGCCCACAUGUAUCUUUGUGUAUUCACCCACUUACUCUGUCAUAAAAUGAACUUUCAUUGAGAAUUUUCUACAUGCCAGAUUGUAUACAGAGUCCCUUUUAUGGCAUACAUGGAGCUUUUCUGCCAAUUCCUCAACAUUUCAUUUACUUAUGUGAUUGUAUGAUAUGUUCCCUAGAUCUAUCAAUCUUUCUGUUUUUUUAAAACAUACCUUUGGUUUUAUUGACAUGAAAUUGAGAAGUAAAAUUAUAUAAAUAUUUAAA